GGCGGAAGCGGAAGCGGCGGCGGCGCAGGCGCGGUGCGGGCCCGGGCCGCGGGGAGGGAGGCGCCGCCCGAGAGCGCCAUGGAGUCGCGGGGGGAGCCGCAGCCGCCGAACAGCAUGAGCCAGGGCAGCUCCAACCCGGCCGCGGUGCCGCACGCUGCUGAAGAUAGCCAAGGAGAUGACAGGUGGAUGUCACAGCACAACAGGUUCGUUCUGGACUGCAAAGACAAGGAGCCCGAUGUGCUCUUCGUGGGGGACUCCAUGGUGCAGCUGCUGCAGCAGUAUGAGAUCUGGCGAGAGCUCUUCUCACCGCUCCACGCCUUGAACUUUGGCAUCGAUGGAGACACCACAGGACACGUUCUAUGGAGGCUGAAAAAUGGUGAACUGGAGAACAUUAAACCCAAGGUCAUCGUGGUUUGGGUUGGGACCAACAACUACGACAACACAGCAGAAGAAGUAGCAGGUGGGAUCGAGGCGAUCGUGCGCCUGAUAAAUACCCAGCAGACACAGGCCAAAGUGAUCGUGCUGGGCUUGCUACCUCGCGGCGAGAAGCCGAACCCCCUGCGGCAGAAGAACGCCAGGGUGAACCACCUGCUGAAGAGCUCCCUGCCCAAGCUGCCCAACGUGCAGCUGCUGGACGUGGAUGCUGGCUUCGUGCACUCGGAUGGCACCAUCUCCUACCACGACAUGUUCGACUUCCUGCACCUCACCGGGGGGGGCUACGCCAAGAUCUGCAAACCCCUCCACGAACUGAUCAUGCAGCUGCUGGAAGAGACCCCCGAGGAGAAGAGAGCUGCCCUGGCCUGAGCAGCUGCCCCGGCGUGAGCAGCAUCACCCAGCCCAUCAGAUCAGUUCUGUCACUGGCACUACAGAAUCCUUCUUUCUUAAAGCACUUUCCAUGGUAGAAUGUGGCCGGAGGCUCGUCCCUAGUGUUUGGAGGGGGAAGGCUCAUCCUUAACUGGUCUGUACACACCCGAGGGCCGGCUUGCUUGGUUUUAUUGCAGGAGGAAAUUAGCUGGAGGAGAAGAGUUUUACUUUUAAACCAUUCCUCAUUUCAGCCAAGAACAGGACUCUCGCUCUGUGCCCCUCCCGUGUCUCGUUGCUCUGUGGUUGUCCUACUGCCCCCUGCAGCCUGCGUGCCCGCCCCGCUGCUCCCGGGCACCUCGCUCUGUCUCAGCCUGCCUGGCAACAAGAAUCACAUUCCACUGGCCAAAGGCCACAGCAGGUGAAUUUUUCCAAACCUGGCUCCACCUUUUUGUGGCUUCUUUUUGGGGUUGUUUUUCCUUUGUUCUUUUGCUCUCCAGGGGGUUUGAGCUGCCCCCGUCUUGCCCUCUCAAACUGGAAGUCAGAAGCUUAAGCAAGCAGAGGUUUAACCCAGCUCCUCUUCCACUCCCAGGCUCUUCUUCUCGUGCUUCUCUCUCCUCCCAUGCAGCCUUCCCCAGGGCCCUGGUUGCUGCUGGCUGUCCUCCUCCACUCCUCUCCCUGUGGGGUGGUGCUGGCUUUUGGCAGCUGCUCGGGUUAGGAUUUUAACUGCCCAGUAAACAGUCACUUCCUCACUGCUCUCAUCCCACCGAGCUGCCUGUGCCACAGAGCCUCUUGCAGUGCUUUUCCUCCUUCUUUUGGCUUUUAAGUAUGACUCUUAGAUCUCUUUCUUUUCCUCCUUCAAGGGCCACCCCCACAGCAGCCCUUCUCUGCGAGGCCUAAAUCACUCCUGAAGCUUUACAGAUUCCAAGGUGUACAUUUCUUGAUCGCUUUUGUCUUACUCGUGUCAGCAUUGUCUUGGAGCAGCUCCAGCCUCUCCCAGUAAGCAGUGCAGUCAAGGUGUAGCUCUUCCUGCCCCAGACACUGCUCCCUACCUCCAGCUGAGACAGCUGGAGGGGCCUGUGGCACUCCUAGAGGGGCUGCUAGGAUUUUGAGUUGGAUCUUUUGUUGUGAGGCUGGUUGUAGUCUACUAAUGAUCAUAGAAAAUGCAGAAGGUUCUCUUUUUCCAGAAGGAAACUGGUUUGGACCCAAAAGGCCGAGCCCCAGACGGGUAGAUAAGCACUGCUGUUCCUCCUUGGCCUACCUGCUGCAGCUGGAGCUCGGCGCUGCCAUGCUGACCUCACUCUGCUGUAGCUCACCCGGUGCCAGCAGCGCAGCUCCCUGCGCUUCCCCUGUGCCAGCAGGAUCUGCAUCCUGGCAGGUAAAUCAGAGAGGAACAGGCAGUGCUUAGCAAGCUCUUCACCCCCUGAUGCCUGUGAGGGGCAGAGGGGGGUGGUGGUGGUGUGUGCAGGCUGCCUGCUGUGCCUGCCGCAGCCAGCGAGGAGCAGAGGUGCUGGCUGGGGUCGGUCUGCCCUUGGUUGCCAUGCAGGGUGCUGCUGUUCCAUGCCUUCUGUAAGCUAGGAUUAAGGAAUCCUUUCAUGUCCCCAUGACACCCUCCCCCUUCCUCCUGUAGGUUUGAUCCCAGCAGGAUUCCUGCCUGGAUUGCAUGUGUAGUGUGUGUUUUGUUCCCAGUGUAUGUGAUCUGCACACAGACGUUGGCGAGGCGAAGCGCUGUGCGUGCCAGGGUCAGCAGCGGGCAGGCUUGGCCAAGGAGGGAUUGCCAGGCUGCUCCCCGGGGGGGCUCUGGGGGUCUGCAAGUGAAAGGAAUCCCCAAAAGAUGCUUGCUGGAGAAGUUGAGGCAAGGGAGAGUGGAAAAUCAAAUGUUACAGUAGGCUGCAGUGGAGGAUUCUUUGGAGGCUUCUCCCAGCCCCGGGAGAGCAGGCAGGGCAAGGUCUGCUCCCCGAGAGCCUUUUGGGCUUUAGGCUUGUGCAAAGAGGUCCUGUGCUAGUUGGAUCUGUCUGUCCCUGCUUCCCUCCCCGCUGCCUUUGGCUAGAGAGAUGCUGCCCAGGAACUGCUCUCCAGGACAAGGCUCUGACUCCAAGCUCCUGGCCCAUGAGUCAGCUGCUCUUGGCAGGGCACCGAGGGGCCUGGGAGCUUUGGCAGCUCUGAGCCUGCUGCAGGGUGAGCAGGGCCAGCUCUGAUGAGCUGAGGUGCCACACUUGUGCUUGCUUCAGUGCUCACUACCCCCUCUGCUCCUCUGCCCAUCUCCAACCCCGCUGGCAGUGCCAAGGGGAAGCCAGGCUGGCAUCCUCUCUGCUGCUGCCUUGUAAGAGCCAGCUGAGGGCUGUGAGGUUCUCCCUUCUCCCAGGCCUUGUGCUGACAACCUUGUCAAAGGAACCUUCAGUUCCAGCUCUGGGUGACCAAUGUCCCUCAGGGUUGAGGCUGGGCUCCCAUGUCCUUGUGAAGGGUGGGCUGGGGAAGAAUCAGCCCUGGGGUCUUCUCCCCUCUGCUGAACCCGCGGUGGCCUGUGGCAGCUCUGAGCCUCCCACCUCUCCUUGUGAGCAUCUUCAGCUUUGGGUAUUGCAGCAGAGGGGAAGCCGAACAAAAGGUGUGGGAACACAGCAGGAGCCCCUUGGAGCUUGCCGGGGCGGGAGGAUGACCGCAGAGGAUGGGCCGGGUGAGGAGGAGGAGGGGAGCCCAGACCCUGCGUGUAGCGAGGCUGCAGCCUCCCCUUGCUGCCUGCCCCCUCCCCCCCUCCGCCCCGCGGCCUCCCCUGGGACAGAGGCUGUGAGCCUGCGGUGCGGGGCUGCGGGGGGCGCUGCCUGUCCGUGCGUGUCGCGAUAUAAACGUCGAUGUUUCACCCCAGCCUGUGCCAGUCUGUCUGUGCCCGUGUCUGCUUCCCUCUCCGUGUCGCUGACUCCUCCUCACCUGUCUGUGGGCGCCGGGGAGGUGCUGCCCUGCAUGGAGCCACCAAACCAACUUCCCCCCACCCCCACCCCACACUGCCUUCCCUCCGUGGGGUCUGCAGGGCCUGGCUCAGCUGCAGCCUCGCUCCUCCCGGCCCAGCUGCUCUUCCCUCCCGGCUCCUGCUCUGUUUUUCCUCUCCUAUCGCCGUGCAGAGCGUGGGUCCUGUACCCUGGCUGGAGCCAGGUGCUGUGGGUGAAGGGAGCUGGCAUCGGCCCUGGAUGGGACAUCAGCUUGUGCCCGGUUGCUCACUGGUUGCUUUUUGGUGGCCCCACGCAGCCCCCCACUCACAGUCAUCCUGGAGCUCCAGCAGCUGCUCGGCAGCCCUAUGCAGUUCUGCUUCCAGCUCCUGCAUGGGCGUCUGUCUGUCUGUCCCCCAGCAAGUCCUUCCAUCUGCCAGCAGCGUCACCGCUCCUCACCUGGAGACAACCUGCAGACUGUCUGGAAACGCUUCGGGACCCUCCCUGAGGGGACCUGUAGAAAUAAAGUGCACAAUAGCAGCA
Molecule: messenger RNA, 4265 nt
Organism: Pogoniulus pusillus (Red-fronted tinkerbird)
Lineage: Eukaryota; Metazoa; Chordata; Aves; Piciformes; Lybiidae
Gene: PAFAH1B2
Product: platelet activating factor acetylhydrolase 1b catalytic subunit 2
Exons: 6
Coding region: 79-804 (241 amino acids)
Cellular component (GO): cytoplasm
Molecular function (GO): platelet-activating factor acetyltransferase activity
Source: RefSeq, a predicted model, not a curated record